This is a messenger RNA of Anopheles marshallii, 1395 nucleotides long. RefSeq names its product endochitinase-like. Gene Ontology annotation, biological process: carbohydrate metabolic process; chitin catabolic process. The record is from RefSeq and is a predicted model, not a curated record. Bases 1 to 1395 code for a protein of 464 amino acids. Lineage: Eukaryota; Metazoa; Arthropoda; Insecta; Diptera; Culicidae. Gene Ontology annotation, cellular component: extracellular region. Gene Ontology annotation, molecular function: chitinase activity; chitin binding. The transcript is spliced from 5 exons.
AUGAUCAUCCAGCGGUUGGAUACUGGAUAUCCUCUCGCACAGCUCCGGGCUGGAAUAAACAAGACAAUUCUGUGGUAUGUGCUUCUCCGUCCAAGAACAGGUUUUAUAAUGCGUCAUUCUGAAGAUGUCAUGCACAGUUUCGAUUCUGUACUGUUGUUUCAGUUCUAUACAAGUCCCUUGGCCGUGAUGGUUGUGAUGUUUUGGCGCUUGUUGGUUUUGGGUUGCUUACUCGUGUGUUACGCAGAGUGCAAUGGAGGCAAGCGGCUGAUGUGCUACUUCUCGAGCGAUUCACCCAAAACGAAGGGCUACGGAAGAUACACAGCGAACGAGAUUCCCGUGGAACUUUGCAGUGAUGUGAUCUACCGUGGUGUAACGUUUCCCGAAUGGAAAAGUGGCUCGUAUUUAUUUAACAAUGAAGAAAUACAACGACUGGGUGCGUACAUGUACACAAUCAAGGCUAGAUCGGCGACAGUUCGCAACCACAUUUCAACGGUGGAACGAGGCAAAGAAGCGCUCUCGUACUCGAUCAUGGCCGAAAUUCCUGAGCGGCGCCGUGCAUUCGUGAAGGCCGUGCUGGAGCUGUUGGAGCAGUACGGACUGGACGGUAUGGAGAUCGCCUGGGAGUGGCCAGGAACGCAGGUGAAAUUUGGUGGCAUCUCCAGUGAUCGUGAGUCACUGAUAUCGUUGCUGACGGAUGUACGAGCGGGACUCAAAAGUCGUAACAAGGAACUUUUGUUCUUCGGAGCCGUCUAUCCGAAGGUACUGAGGGAGUCCUAUCGAGUUACCACCAUCUGCCAGUUGGUGGACUUUGUGACACUGUUCACGUUCGAUAUGCGUCCACACACGAAUAACGUGGCCGAUGUGCAUGCUCCAAUGCGCAACCGAUCCUUCGAGACGGAGUCAAACCGUGCAAGGACGAAUAUUGUCGACGGUGUAGAAACAUGGAUCGAUUUUGGAUGUGCUCCAAAAAAGAUGAUCUUAGGGUUGGGAUUGUUUGGACAAGCGUACACACUAGCCAAUCCAGCGAUUUAUAACGUGGGUGCUCCAACUGUUGGCCCGGGAGCGGAAGGACAAUACUAUUAUGAGGGCUACUAUCCUUACUAUGAGCUUUGUCUUUUGAUACGCAGCGGUUGGAGCAUAUUUUAUGAUCCCAUCGGUCAGAUGCCUUUCGCCGUUCGUGGCAAUCAGUGGAUGAGCUACGAAGACACGAACUCCAUUGGAGUGAAGCUGAACUUCGUGCAGGAGAAGCGACUAGGAGGCGUCAUCCUUCAGUACGUGGAUUAUGAUGAUUUUUGGGGAUUCUGUGGGUCGCGCAAUCCACUUACCACCUACAUCUAUCAGCGAUUGAAGCAAAUCCCUUCGGAUAUAGGAUUUGCUAUUGAAUGGAACAAGUAG